ACCACAUAGGCGGCGAUAAAAAGCCGCCGCUGGCAGAAGCUUCGGGCUCUGAUUGUUGUUUACGUGUCGCCCGGUCCGGUGGAGUCGUCUUCAUUUGCGCUCUUCUGCUUUUGUGGCCAACUUGAAGGGAUCGAACUGACGAACGGAACGGCCCGCCGACUACUGAUCUUGGCCAGGAACGGAGUCUUUGUGUACCCCGCAACUACGGCGUUUUGUUUGCCUUCGUUUUCUAUUUGGUUUUGGAGUUGAGACAACAAUAGAGCUAGAAGCGUAGCACCAUGAACAGCAUACACAUGAACGCCAAUACGCUGAAGUACAUCAGCCUGCUGACGCUGACCCUGCAGAAUGCCAUCCUGGGCCUCAGCAUGCGCUACGCCCGCACCCGGCCAGGCGACAUCUUCCUCAGCUCCACGGCCGUACUCAUGGCAGAGUUCGCCAAACUGAUCACGUGCCUGUUCCUGGUCUUCAACGAGGAGGGCAAGGAUGCCCAGAAGUUUGUACGCUCGCUGCACAAGACCAUCAUUGCGAAUCCCAUGGACACGCUGAAGGUGUGCGUCCCCUCGCUGGUCUAUAUCGUUCAGAACAAUCUGCUGUACGUCUCUGCCUCCCAUUUGGAUGCGGCCACCUACCAGGUGACGUACCAGCUGAAGAUUCUCACCACGGCCAUGUUCGCGGUUGUCAUUCUGCGCCGCAAGCUGCUGAACACGCAGUGGGGAGCGCUGCUGCUCCUGGUGAUGGGCAUCGUCCUGGUGCAGUUGGCCCAAACGGAGGGUCCGGCGAGUGGCUCGGCCGGUGGGGCCGCAGCUGCCGCCACGGCCGCCUCCUCUGGCGGGGCGCCUGAGCAGAACAGGAUGCUCGGACUGUGGGCCGCACUGGGCGCCUGCUUCCUCUCCGGAUUCGCGGGCAUCUACUUCGAGAAGAUCCUCAAGGGCGCCGAGAUCUCCGUGUGGAUGCGGAAUGUGCAGUUGAGUCUGCUCAGCAUUCCCUUCGGCCUGCUCACCUGCUUCGUUAACGACGGCAGCAGGAUCUUCGACCAGGGAUUCUUCAAGGGCUACGACCUGUUUGUCUGGUACCUGGUCCUGCUGCAGGCCGGCGGUGGAUUGAUCGUUGCCGUGGUGGUCAAGUACGCGGAUAACAUUCUCAAGGGCUUCGCCACCUCGCUGGCCAUCAUCAUCUCGUGCGUGGCCUCCAUAUACAUCUUCGACUUCAAUCUCACGCUGCAGUUCAGCUUCGGAGCUGGCCUGGUCAUCGCCUCCAUCUUCCUCUACGGCUACGAUCCGGCCAGGUCGUCGCCGAAGCCAACUAUGCAGGGUCCUGGCGGCGAUGAGGAGAAGCUGCUGCCACGCGUCUAGCUCUGGAGGAAUCCGGAUCUGCCAACAGUAUUUGUCCGCAACCCGGAGGCCGUUCGGUAAUUGCUCUGGUGCAUCCGGUGCAUCCGGUGUCCUUGAUAUUCCCCACGUUCUGUGUGUAUAUAUGUUAUGGUGGAUAUUAACGUCUGGACAAUUCGUAGCACUUUCAGUUGAGACGAUAAUUGUAAUGUAAAGCAGCGAUAAGAAUACUUAAUUAUUUAUGUAAUUUAAAUGUAUUUAGGGUAUUCACUAGCGAAACUAAAGUAUAGAUAAUGAAAUGAUACAGCUUGAAUUGAUCAUUUUGAUUGUUACUUUGCGAAUGCUAAGGAAUGCCAGCAGUAUUUACUGAACACACCACACAUCCCGUGCCUAUCUUUUUGUAAAUAUCCACUUGCACUCAAGUUUAGACUAAGAUUUGUAGCGAUUUAUAGUGUUCAAGUUACACCUGAUGUUCGGCCAAUGCCCAGCCACAACUACUUUUGUUCGAAUUUUUUAAGAAGAUCAUAUAUAUGUAUAUAUAGCUACUUGAAUGUGCAUUCAUUCAUUGCCAAUUACUAUAUUUUUGAGAAAUCCUAGGAUGAACCAAUCCACACUUAUAUAUUUACAUUUGCACUAAAGUCGCAUCAUUCGCACAGCGUUUUAAGAGUGAUUCCAUAUCGUAUGUUUCAUUUUGUUUGAAUAAAUAUUAGACGAAUAA
This is a messenger RNA of Drosophila mauritiana, 2046 nucleotides long. RefSeq names its product UDP-N-acetylglucosamine transporter (gene Ugalt). Gene Ontology annotation, biological process: pyrimidine nucleotide-sugar transmembrane transport. Gene Ontology annotation, cellular component: Golgi membrane. Lineage: Eukaryota; Metazoa; Arthropoda; Insecta; Diptera; Drosophilidae. The transcript is spliced from 3 exons. The record is from RefSeq and is a predicted model, not a curated record. The coding region runs from base 279 to 1352 and encodes 357 amino acids. Gene Ontology annotation, molecular function: UDP-galactose transmembrane transporter activity.